Molecule: messenger RNA, 567 nt
Organism: Effrenium voratum
Lineage: Eukaryota; Dinophyceae; Suessiales; Symbiodiniaceae
Source: the annotation of a GenBank genome assembly
AUGUGCGCAGUGGACAGAUGGGUCUCGGCAAGGAUCGACCCGGAGCACUCCAAGGCUCUCUUCCGGCGGAGCGCGGAGCCUCGGCUUUGGUUGAAGCCUUCGGGCCUCGCCUUCGAGGCCCUGAGAUCCUAUGGCGCGGCGCUGCAGGAUGUGGAGGCGCUGAAGGCGCUGGGGGGCGGCGGUCUAUCGGAGGACGCUCUCAGCGCUCGGCUCGCCGAGCUGCAGAAGAAGCAGGCCGAAGUGGAGCGCCUUGAGAGAGAGGAGCAGCAGAGCAAGGCGGAGGAUCCUAUGGGCAUGGCCAUGGUGAACGUGAAGGAGCGCUUCGACGAGGUCUGCGAGAAGUAUGACCUCCGCGACGGUGAGGCGGCUGGCCAGGUGGCAGAUUGGCUGACUUCUGGUGAGUGGGAAGUGACGCCCAAGCGAGUUGCGCAGCGGUUCAAGAUGGAAGAGGAAGACGCGCAGGUCUUCCUCGCAUGGAUCGCGCAGGGCCUUGACUUCAAGGUCAAGAACACACAGGCCCAAUCAGAGGCUGGCGCUCUCGCACCGGCGUCCUCCCUCGUCCAGUGA